Messenger RNA from Girardinichthys multiradiatus, 9138 nucleotides. It is a transcript of the gene adcy5, whose product is annotated as adenylate cyclase 5. The transcript has 21 exons. Bases 1 to 3603 code for a protein of 1200 amino acids. Lineage: Eukaryota; Metazoa; Chordata; Actinopteri; Cyprinodontiformes; Goodeidae. Gene Ontology annotation, biological process: adenylate cyclase-inhibiting G protein-coupled receptor signaling pathway; adenylate cyclase-activating G protein-coupled receptor signaling pathway; intracellular signal transduction. Gene Ontology annotation, molecular function: adenylate cyclase activity. The record is from RefSeq and is a predicted model, not a curated record. Gene Ontology annotation, cellular component: plasma membrane.
AUGUCCAGAUCAAACAGCGUCAGCCCACCCGGCGUCGGUGCGCCCGGGUUAAGGGGAGGGACCGAGCACAGAUCAGCGUGGGGAGAGGCUGAGUCUGUGGCCAACGGCUGCCCAUACUCAGCCAGAUCCCCGCGCAAGAAGCUCACCCGAACCAACAGCCGCUGGAGGCAGGAGGAGGAGGCGGGGGAUGUCGAUCCGGAGCGCCGGCCUCCCGGGCGAGCCUCCACGACCGUCAGCAGGGUCAGCUUCAGGUCCCGGUCGGCUUGGCAGGACCAUGGCGAGGAGAUCCGAGUCAACAGCAACCCUGCGUCUGCAAAGCGUCCAGACGGCGGCGAGGUGAGACCCAAGUCCGUGGAGCUGGGUCUGGAGGAGCGGAGAGCCAAAUCUAGGAGCGAUAAGGGGGAGCAAGAGGAAGAGGUCAUGCCGGAGGUGAACUUUUCCCUGGUGGCGUGCUGCGUCAGCGUCAUGCACAUUUUUAAAUCCAAGAAGUUCCAGUCAGAGAAGCUGGAGCGGCUCUACCAGCGCUACUUCUUCCGCCUCAACCAGAGCAGCCUGACCAUGCUGAUGGGAGUGCUGGUGCUGGUCUUCACCGUCAUGCUGGCCUUCCACUGCUCCGGAGCUCCGAGGGUCACCUACGUGGUGGUGUUUUCACUGGCCAUAUUCUUCACACUGGUGCUCAUGGUGGUCUGCAACAGGAACGCCUUCCACCAGGACCACAUGUGGGUUGUGUGCUAUGUAGUGAUCCUGCUGGUGAUUGUGAUCCAGGUGAUAGGGGUGCUGCUGGUGCAGCCCAGGAGCGCCUCGGAGGGGAUCUGGUGGACCGUGUUCUUUAUCCAUGUCAUCUAUACGCUGUUGCCCGUCAGGAUGCGCGCCGCUGUCAUCACUGGAGUUAUCCUCUCCGCCAUCCACGUGGCCAUUUCUUGGAUGUUGAACGGAGUGGACAGCUUUCUGUGGAAACAGAUAGUGUCCAACAUCCUGAUCUUCUCCUGCUCAAACAUUGUUGGAGUGUGUACCCACUACCCAGCUGAGGGCUCCCAAAGGCAGGCCUUCCAGGAGACCAGGGAAUGUAUCCAGGCACGACUUCACUCCCAGAGGGAAAACCAGCAGCAGGAGCGUCUCCUGCUCUCAGUACUUCCUCGUCAUGUUGCCAUGGAGAUGAAAGCUGACAUAAAUGCCAAGCAGGAGGACAUGAUGUUUCAUAAGAUCUACAUCCAAAAGCACGACAACGUCAGCAUCCUGUUUGCUGACAUUGAGGGCUUCACCAGUCUGGCGUCACAGUGCACUGCACAGGAGUUAGUGAUGACUCUUAAUGAACUUUUUGCUCGCUUUGACAAGUUGGCAGCGGAGAACCACUGUCUGCGGAUCAAGAUCCUGGGAGACUGUUACUACUGUGUGUCUGGGCUGCCGGAGGCGAGAGCCGAUCAUGCCCACUGCUGUGUGGAGAUGGGGCUGGACAUGAUAGAAGCCAUCUCGCUGGUGCGGGAGGUGACUCGGGUGAAUGUGAACAUGCGAGUUGGCAUCCACAGCGGCAGGGUGCACUGUGGGGUGCUGGGACUCAGGAAGUGGCAGUUUGAUGUCUGGUCCAAUGAUGUUACACUAGCAAAUCAGAUGGAAGCAGGGGGAAAAGCUGGGCGCAUACACAUCACCAAGGCCACUCUGAAUUAUCUGAAUGGGGACUAUGACGUGGAACCAGGAGCAGGAGGAGAGAGAAACGCCUACUUGAAGAGGAACAAUAUAGAAACCUACCUCAUUGUGGGCUGCAGUCAGAAAAGGAAAGAAGAAAAGGCAAUGAUUGCCAAAAUGAGCCGACAGAGAACCAAUUCUGUCACUCACAACAGUGGCCACUGGACUGAUCGUCCCUUUUACAACCAGAUCUCCAAGGAGAUGAAGAGGAUGGGCUUUGAGGAUCCCAAAGACAAGCAUUUUAUUUUCAGGAAUACGCAGGAAAACCUAAACCCAGAGGACGAGGUGGACGAGUUCUUGGGCAGGGCCAUUGACGCUCGCAGCAUCGACCGCCUACGCUCUGAACACGUUAAAAAGUUCCUGCUCACCUUCAGAGAACCCGACCUGGAAAAAAAGUACUCCAAACAGGUAGACACCAGGUUCGGUGCAUACGUGGCCUGCGCCACCCUAGUCUUUUUCUUCAUCUGCUUCAUCCAGAUCGUCAUUGUGCCAACCUCCAGUCUCAUGAUUGGGUUCUUCGUCACCUGCUUCAUCAUCCUGAUGGGCAUCAUGUUCAUCUCCGCUGUGUACUGCUGUUUUGGGAUCUUCCCAGUUCCCCUGCAGACUCUUUCCAAAAGUAUUGUCCAGUCCAGACUCAACAGCACCUUAGUUGGUGUCUUCACCAUCAUCGUCGUCUUCCUAUCUGCUUUCAUUAAUAUUUUCACCUGCAGCAGUCACGACCUGCGGAGCUGCAUCAGAUCAGAGCUCAACAUUAGCCAGGACCUUGUGGACGCCUGCCACGCUCUCCUCCUCAACUACAACCUGGACACACAACACAGCUCCUGUGCGGAAGACGCCCUCAUCUGUAGCUUCCCUGAGUACUUCACAUCCUGUGUGCUGCUGAGCCUGCUGGCUUGCUCCGUCUUCCUGCAGGUCAGCAGCAUCGGGAAACUCUUCCUUAUGCUCUUCAUUGAGCUGCUCUACCUUCUCAUCAUGGAGGUACCUAAAGUAAGCCUCUUUGACAACCAGGACCUGCUGGUUAUGGCAACCGCCAUAAACUACACCAAACCAGAUAAUAGUACAAGCUGUGUGGUGGACAACAAAGUUCCUCUGAAGAUCAUGACCCCUGUGGUGAUCACAGUCUUCGUCCUUGCCCUUUACCUUCACGCCCAGCAGGUGGAGUCAACAGCCAGACUCGAUUUCCUCUGGAAGCUGCAGGCCACAGAGGAGAAGGAGGAGAUGGAGGAGCUGCAGGCUUACAACCGCCGUCUGCUCCACAACAUCUUGCCCAAAGACGUGGCCGCUCACUUCCUGCAGCGUGAGCGGCGCAAUGACGAGCUCUACUAUCAGUCUUGCGAGUGUGUUGCGGUCAUGUUCGCUUCCAUCAGUAACUUCUCCGAGUUUUACGUGGAGCUGGAGGCCAACAAUGAAGGGGUGGAGUGUCUGCGGCUUCUUAAUGAGAUCAUUGCUGACUUUGAUGAGAUCAUCAGCGAGGAUCAGUUCCGUCAGCUGGAGAAGAUCAAGACCAUCGGCUCCACUUACAUGGCAGCUUCUGGUCUCAAUGACUCCACGUACGAUAAGGCUGGGCGCUCGCACAUUCGAGCGAUGGCCGACUACGCAAUGAGGAUGAUGGACCAGAUGAAAUAUAUCAAUGAACACUCCUUUAACAACUUUAAAAUGAAAAUAGGUCUAAACAUCGGCCCGGUGGUAGCUGGUGUGAUCGGCGCCAGGAAGCCUCAGUACGACAUUUGGGGGAACACAGUAAACGUAGCGAGUCGUAUGGACAGCACAGGGGUCCCGGAAAGGAUCCAGGUGACAACAGAUCUGUACCAGGUACUAAGCUCCUAUAACUACACACUGGAAUACCGAGGCGUCGUCACCGUCAAAGGGAAAGGAGAGAUGAUGACCUACUUUCUCACCGCUGGACCCCCUGGCAGUUAACCUUUACUAGGUGACAAUCAGACAUAGGGGGGUUGUGCACCUUCUCUCGUAAUGAGCUGGCUUACAGACCUCUGAUAGCUUAUAGCAGACUGAGGUUUUCCUCACAGCAGCGAACGCUCCUUGAACCAGUCGGCACUUUGAAUGAGAGGAUUCAUUCUAGAGCUGGGCUUUCUUCAGGGGGAGCCCAUGAACAGCUGGGGGCAUGUCUGCUCAAGUCUGCCUUUUUGACCAAAGAUGUUCAAUUGGAGCGUAAAGACAGAUUUGGCCAGCUAGGUCUUGGAGGAAAACAAAAAGGGUCCUGGAAGAAACUUGCUGAGCCAGGUUCUCUGAGGGGUUCUUGGACAAACCUGCAGGAUAACCUAAGUUAUGUCACCUCCUAUCCUUCUCUCUGCCUUUGUCCUGCUGAUUAUAAACAAUAUGUACAUGUAAAACCCAGGACGUUUUAUGCAUAUGUGUAUGAUUUUGUGUACUGUUUGUAAAACAUUUAUUCCACGUGCUGUGGUACAGGUUCAAACCUCUCAAGUACAGACACAAAGCCAGCACUGCAGCCCUACUUGUUCAUGCAUCCAUCUCUCCAUCAAGCACUACCAGAUUAAUGCAGUUGCAGUAACCUACGUUCUUCACAAAAGUAUUCACACCCUUUGAACCUUCUCACAUACUGUCCCGUUAACAAACGAAAGUUAAAUUUAUUUUAGUUGGAUUUUGUGUGAUAAACAAACACAGAGUCAUGCAUAAUUGUCACGAGAAGGUAAAAGGAUUAAUGUAAGCAUAGACUUUGUGCUAAUAUCUGGAAAGUGUGGUGUGCCAAAGUCAAUUUGUUUUGCACUGCCAUCUGCAGGUCUUUUGAUGUAUGUUCCUACCAGCUUUGCACAUAUAAAGGCUAAGAUAUUUUGCCUUUUCCUUUUGCAAAAUGACUGAAGCUCUGUUAAACUGGAAAAGGGGGAAUGAAAGGCCCAUUCUAACAUAUUUUAUGCUUUGAUAUAAACUAUUCCAAAAGCUGUUUUGGGUUGCUCUCCUGCUGGAAGGAGAACUUCCUUGAAACUCCCAAACCUUUAGUAGCUUCCAAUAAGCUUUUUAUCAGGAUAAUCCUCAAUUUAGCUCCAUCUAUUUUCCCAUCAACUCUGACCUGCUCCCCUGUUCCUGCUGACGAAAAACCUUCCCAUAACAUGGCACUGCCACCACCAUCUUUCACAAUGGGGAUGGUGUACAGGACCAAAAAAGUUACUUCUGGAAUCAAAUGGUUAAACUGGAUUUUAUUUCGCAGUAUCGAAGUAAAAAUGACUAAAAACACCUUUCUUUUAGAAUAGAACAUGUUUUGCAUUUUUUUACAACUCACACGUAUGCAUUACCUUGUCUAGUGUUUGUCUACCACACAAAAUGGCCAAUAAUCUAUAAAAGUUGGCAGUUAAGUGACAAAAUGUGAAAAGCCCAAUGAGUAUGAAUAUCUUUUCAAGUAUGGCUUACUGCACACCAUUUCUCUCAUAAGUGAGGGGAUCAUUCUUAGAGUAUAUAGUUUAUGUUUGAUAGGAGAGUCCACUAGUGUUUUCUAUAAAGCUUUCCAUUAGCCUCACACAAAUAAUAUAUACGCACCCCUGCAACACAAAGACGAUGUCAGUAAAAAGCUUUUCUACUCUUAAAGUGGUUUUGUAUUUUGACUUCAAAAUCUCAAAUCUAUGAGAUAUUUAAAGAUUAUAUAUUUUCUACAUUCAUAUAAUAUAGAGCUGCGUAUAAAUACCAGUAUGUAUCCACAUGUGCAUACUGUGUCACUCUGUUGAGACUGCAGAAACCCUCACUGGCGUUGCCUGAUCUCAGCAAAUCGACAUUCCUGAUUUCCUUUUCCUCUCCUGCUCUUUUCAACAAAUCAAGCAUUUUUUUAUCUGCUGGAAGUCAACUGCUGGCUGAUUAGAAGCCACUGACAAUCUCCUCUUUAAUGUAUCUCAAUGUCAUAGCAGAAGGGAGUCACCAUGCUGAGCGAAAAUGCAGUUUGAACUGAAAGGCAUCAACCCCGGUGCUCAAAUGCCAUUUUGCACUCCAGUGCUUUCGGCCGUCCCCCUCCCCUCGUGCACUGCUUCAACGGGCCCUUUUUGUUUGCUCAGUUAGGUGGUACGACACAAUGAAUGUCCAAUGUUCUCCAAUGAGGCCUUUAAUGCGGACGCUAGAGCGACUACGAUGAUGAUGCUCAUCCUAUAGACAGAUGAGCAUAAUGUGGAAAUGUGCACUUUUUAUCUGCUGUUUUGUUUGUUUUUGUUUUAUCUCAUCAAAGCAGUUUUCUUCAGUAUUGCAUUGUUACUCUGCAUUGUUGUCUCUCACACACAAAACCUUAUUGAAAAAUUACAGCUUUGCCUUGGAUGAGUCACAGUCACUAUAAAAACCUUCAGGACGGUGUCAGGUUUUCCCCUAAGAAUAUGAUGAACUAUAAAAAAAACAUGAUACUUGGAAAUUGAAGUCGGCAUCAUUUGAUCUUUUUUUAUUGCCAGUAAAUUUCAUGAAUGCACAGAAAUGUUAAAGUUUUAUUCAUGCAGUGUGCAACUGUCUCUCCUACACCUAGUGUGACUGAAUCAAAAGCAAAUGCAUAUAACUGCUGUUAAAUUGACCUGGCUUUCAGAUACACUACAGGUCAAACGUUUUAGAUACACGUUCUCACUUAAUGCAUCUCUUUAUUUUCAUGACUAUUUACAUAGUAGAUUCUCACCAAAGGCAACAAAACUGUGAAUGAACACACAAACAAAAAGUGUGAAAUAAUAAAAAUAGCCACCCUUUGCUGUGAUUACUACUUUCCUCUCUUGAUGUUCUCCCCAUGAGCAGGUCACUUGAAAUAGUUUUCCAAAGAGUCUUGAAGGAACCUCCCAGAAGUUCAUUGAGAGACGGCCAGAGGUUGAUAUUUCAGUCAUCACAGCAAAGGGUGGCUACUUUAAGGAAUCUAAAAUAUAAAACGUAUUUUUUUCGGGUAUAUUCAAAGUUUUGAUGCCUUCAGUGAGAAUCUAUGUACAAUGUAAAAAGUCAUAAACAUAAAGAACACCAUUAAAUAAGAAAGUGGUUCUAAAACCUUUGACCGGUAAACACUGUAAGCGCUGGCUGCUACUUUGGAUUAUAAAUAUUUAUCAAGAAGUACAAAUAUGAAAGCUAUAAUAAACGUUGAAGAAUUGAAUAAAGACCCGUAACUUGGUAACUGCAAUGUAUUGUCAACAAACUGACCCUGAUGACAACGUGUUGUCUGGCCAAAAAGGGUCUGACGACACUUGAACUUUUUGUCACAACAAGUUCAAAGUCAGACUUUGAUAACUGGUUGAGGAAACAGGGUGAUUGAUUAUUUUUUGUCCUUGAGUCUAAUUACUUAUGGAAAUUCAAAUACAAUGUAUUAAUGACAAUUGGCCCUUUUUUUUUUUUUUUUACUAAAUCAGUUAAUUUGUUCACAUAAAAUUAAUCUGUAAAAUGACUCCAUGUUUAUGAAUUCUUUAUGAAUUACAGACUCAAAGAGAAAGUUAAAAAUGUUUUAAGUGUUGUUCUGUAAAGACAUUAUAAGCAGUCAAUAGCUUACCUGCAAUACUUUCAGUGUAAACUCAGGUUAGCUGGUCCCAGAAGUUGAAGUAACAGCUUGUUGGAGAAGGUCCAAGACAAACGUGGACCUCUACAGUCUUAAAACAACUCUAAUCCUAAAAGGUCAUGUUGGCUUAUAAGAACAAUGAACUCUUAAAUUGUCACCACCUUUGAAUUAGGGGCUUAUACACAGCCAAUGAUUACACAUGAUUUUACACAGGAAAUGUAGGAAUUGGUGCAGCACCAGAAGUCUUCCUGUGGGAAACAUGCACUAAGAAAGGAACAUGUAAAGCAUUUCUAGCUUGAGUAAUUUUAGAACAUAAACAUCAAGCUGUGGACAAAAUAAAAUGAUCAUAGCUGGUAAUGUUUUGAAUUAUAUACUUUCUAUCUGUUAGGAAUUUACUCUAACCUGAACAUGUUCCGUUCUCAGUGCACGUUUUACACAAGCAGACCAUUGGUGGCACACUACCUCCUACCGCCAUUUAUCAUGUAAAUAAUCAGCUUCUGAGUUGUUUUAAGAUGGUAGAAGUCCUCUUUGGUCUCAGUCCCUCUCGUACUAGCGGUUAGCUUCAGCCUCCUGGACCAGCUAAUCUGGAUUUACAGUAAUGAAGACAGUAAUAUAUUAGAUGCUUAUAACCUUUUCACCGAGCGUAAUUUCAAAAAUUCUCAUAGUUCCCGUUAAAGUGCCAAUUUGAAUAAUAAACUUGCUCAACGGUUUUUCACUGUUUGACAUUUACAAGCUCAAAAGUUAAAAACUGUACUGUUAGAAAAUAAUCAGUUUAAGCCCUUUAUGUUUAAGAACCCCUUAAAAUGCUUAGCUUGUACAGACUGAUUAGCUGAUUGGUUUAAAAAAAAUAGUUUUAGGAAUGUUAAUAGUGUUUGUCAUGAAGAAUGCAAAAAAUGCAUGUAAGCAUGGAUAAUCCAAAUGUGUUACCAAGUGAUGUCAUGGAAUACAGAAAAAAACAAAAACAUGUUACUCUUUGUUGCAUUCCUCACGUUUUACAUCUAGAGAAAAUUAAUAGUUAUAUUCACAUAUAGGCAUUUUCAGUAUCAAGGUAUACCAAUGUUUUUCAAAGUUAAAGACUUCCUGUCUGACCCUUCUUUGGUUUAAAAUUCCUAGAAUAAGAUUCCAAAGAAAGUGCCGGAAUGACCAAAGCGUUCUCCGGCUAUAUGGAGCAUAUGGCAGAGCAGCACCGUCCUCCUACACUUUUCCUUUAUUUACAGGAAAGAGAAAUUCUUCUGUCUGAAAAGAUUUUCAGUGAUGAAAAUCAUGGGCAGCAUUACUAUGGAAACUAAACAAGCACCACCUAUCAUUCUAUUAGGGUCAGACUACAAUAUGCAAACUAAGAGCAGCAAAUCUGUGCGACUGAUUGACCGGCUAAUACCAGCUCGUUAUUCUUAUUGCCUUAACAUACAUAAGGUCAACGAUUUAAUAGUUUUUACACUGAAGAACCAUUAUUGGGUCUUUUCAUGAUCAUUUGCUGGCAGUAAAAAAUAAAUGUAAAUAGGUCCCAACUUUUUAAGUGGUUGGUUUUGCUUUUACUUUACUGGUAGAAUAAAAUAAGUAACAAAUUGACAAGUUUUACAUCUCUGAAAAAUAAACUUGCAAUAUCUUACCCAGGUAUCUUUGUCUUGGUGUCCUGUUGUACCGCUGCAACACAACUAAAACUUUGAAUGCCAUUUUAUUUGACUCACUGAAUGUUGUGCCCAUUUAGGCCCAUGUAAGCCUCUGUUUUUUGGUUGAUUGAGCAUAACUGUGCCAUCACCGGAGAUAAGGCAUAGAUCAACAACAAGCUAAUUUAAUAUGUGACUCAUCUCGUUUUAUAGGAGCAGAGGCAGUCCGUCUGCUUUACUGCUACUGAUUCCUCAUAAUGGCUCUGAAAUGAAGCCUCUGUGAUAAAAACGGCUCCAGAUGGGUUGUUUUGCUUUUUUGUUAUCUUGUUCCAACACUAUUUCUUUUUUUACAGUAAAAUAAAUUGCUGAGAUGUUUCACAGGUA